Penicillium cinerascens is the source of this 1302-nucleotide messenger RNA. Its product is annotated as putative extracellular exo-polygalacturonase. Gene Ontology annotation, biological process: carbohydrate metabolic process. NCBI's taxonomy places the organism in Eukaryota, Fungi, Ascomycota, Eurotiomycetes, Eurotiales, Aspergillaceae. The transcript is spliced from 8 exons. Bases 1 to 1302 code for a protein of 433 amino acids. The record is from RefSeq and is a predicted model, not a curated record. Gene Ontology annotation, molecular function: polygalacturonase activity.
AUGAAGCUCUCCACGUUGACACAGGCCAUUGGUCUGUUCUUGUCUCUCGUCGCUGUCGAAGGCAGUGAAUAUUCGAGAACGGACGCUUGCAAACCUCACCAUCCGUUCAAGCCUCUCCCGGCUAGUCAAGCCAGAACCAAGACUUGCCAUGUCGCAAACCAUGGCAACGGGAAAGACGACUCAGCAAAUAUUCUGUCCGCGUUGGAAAAGUGUAACAACGGUGGCAAGGUCGUCUUCGAUGCCGAUAAGACGUAUACUGUCGGCAAGGCGAUGGAUAUGACUUUCCUAAAACAUGUGGACCUGGAAAUUCUGGGCACUAUUCUAUUCACCAACAACACAGACUACUGGCAAGCUCACGCUUUCAAGCAAGGUUACCAAAACGCAACCACCUUCUUCCAGCUCGGUGGUGAAGACGUCAACGUCUAUGGCGAUGGCACUCUGGACGGCAAUGGACAGGUCUGGUAUGACCUGUACGCUGAGGACCCUCUCAUUCUCCGUCCCGUGCUAGUUGGUGUGAUAGGGUUGCAUGGGGGUACUAUCGGUCCUCUGAAACUUCGAUACUCGCCGCAGUGGUAUCAUUUUGUGGCUAACUCGACCGAUGUGCUCUUUGAGGGGAUUAAUAUUUCUGGGUAUAGUACGAGUGACAAUGUGGCGAAGAAUACGGAUGGAUGGGAUAUCUAUCGCUCGUCGAAUAUUGUUAUUCAGGACUCAGUUAUUAACAACGGUGAUGACUGUGUUUCCUUCAAGCCCAAUAGCACCGAGAUUCUGGUCCAGAAUCUUCAUUGCAAUGGCUCGCACGGUAUUUCCGUUGGCUCCCUGGGUCAGUACAAGGGCGAAAUCGACAUUGUUGAGAACGUGCUUGUCUUUAACAUCUCUAUGUUCAACGCAUCGGAUGGUGCUCGCAUCAAAGUCUGGCCCGGCAUCUCCUCUGCCCUUUCCACAGACCUACAGGGUGGAGGCGGCUCUGGAAGUGUGAAGAACAUCGUCUACGAUACAAUGACCAUUGACAACGUCGACUACGCCAUCGAAGUCACCCAGUGCUACGGACAGAGCAAUCUGACUCUAUGCGAUGAGUACCCCAGUAACCUCACUAUCUCGGAUGUGCACUUUACGAAUUUCAGAGGAACAACUUCUGGAGUAUAUGAUCCUGACGUUGGAACGAUCGUUUGUUCGAGUCCCGAUGUCUGCUCGGAUAUUUAUGCCACAAACAUCGAUGUGACGAGUCCGCAGGGGGAUGAUGACUUUGUUUGCACGAAUGUGGAUGAUAGCUUAUUGGACGUCCAUUGUGUAUCCUCGACCUAG